AAGCUUGCGGGAAUAGCGGGAAGGUUCCGCUGCAAGCGGGCGGGGCGGGUUACAGGACCUGACCGAAAUGACCUCGGCAGCGUCCAAGGAGGCAGCGGGCCUGGUUCGCGUAUCUCCUCUUGCGGGGCCAGGCAGUGCACUGCCUCCUGAGGACAUCUGCCCUCUGUACACCACCUUCUUCCAGUUUGAGGAGGAAAUGGAGGCGGAUUCUCAAUCAGUUCCAUCCCAGCCACCUGUCAGCUUCAAGGAUGUGGUUGUGAGAUUCACACGUGAGGAGUGGAGACAGCUAGACACAGUUCAGAGGACACUGUACCGCGACGUGACACUAGAGACAUGUGGCCACCUCGUCUCCCUGGGGCUUCUGCUCCCCAAUCUGGAUGUGAUCUCCCGCCUGGAGAAUGGUGAGGACCCAUGGAGGGCAGAGCAGGAACCUCCUAUCCGAGACUUGAUGACUACACUUGAAAAGAAAGAGUUACCUCCUGGAGAGGAUACUGCUGUGGAAGAGCUGUCCUUCCACGUAAAUAUGAAAUGCUGUGUAGAAAGCCCCUGGUCUGUGCAGGGUUGGAGGGACCAGCCAGGGGAACAACACAAUGAAUCUUUGAGUCAAAUUGUACUUACCUUGGAGGAGUUUGCGCAAGAGGAAUGUUGUGAACAUGACCUUGGGGGAGGUUGUCAGAGUGAAAGUCCUCUACCUCCAGCAUUACCUACAAAAACACCUUUCCACAAGCUUGACUCACAAGUUCAACAGUUGAAACAGAGUUCAGUUUUUGUCAAUCACUGGAAAGGCUGGACCAAUCAGAAGACCUGUGAAAAUCUUGCAAGUGCCAGAGCCUUCUCUCAGAACAUUCACUUGCAUAAACUUGCAGACGUUGAAAAGGAAGAUAAAAAGCCUCAUGAAUGUACUGUCAGAAGUGACUCUUUGAAAUAUGGUACUUCUAUUCAUUUCCAUAACAGAAUAUUUUCAUCAGAGAACAGUAAUGAUUGUAAGGCCAAUGGAAAUGUCAUUAACCAUAGCAUGUCUCUGAAUAAAAACCAACCAGUGCAUUUUGGAGAAAGUCAGUAUAAGUGUGAUGAACGCUUUGUGCAACCUGAAGUAAUUGUUGUAUAUCCUGGAUGUGAGGAGGAAUGCAGUGCCUUCUACAUGGCCUCAUCUUUUAGUGACUGUGACAUCAAUCAGACAAGAAAGAAGCCACAUGCAUGUAAUCUAUGUGGAAAAUCUGCCAGCUGUUGCUGUAAGCUUGUACACCAGAGAACACACACUGGAGAGAAGCCAUGUAAAUGCAAUCAUUGUGGUAAAGCCAUCUGUGGGAGCUUUUACCUUUCACAUCAGAGAAUUAACUUGGGCAAGAAUCCCUAUGAGUGUAGUGACUGUGGGAAAUCUUUUAGGCAGCAAUCACAGCUUGCUGUGCAUCAGAGAAUCCACACUGGAGAUAAACCUUAUAAAUGCAGUCAUUGUGGAAAAGCUUUCAGGUGGAGAUAUCUCCUCAUUGUGCAUCAGAGAAUACACACCGGAGAGAAGCCCUACCAGUGUAAUGUGUGUGUUAAAGCCUUCAGUGGUCGGUCUGCUCUUAGGAGACAUGAGAGAACACACACGGGUGGAAAACAUUUUGAAUGCAAUGAUUGUGAAAAGUUCUUUAACCGACAGAGUCACCUUACUAGGCAUCAGAGAAGUCAUACUGCAGGGAAACCUUAUUUUUGUGCUCAUUGUGGAAACUCUUUUAGCUGUAGCUCUGACUUUGUUGCGCAUAAAAGGAUUCACACUGGAGAGAAACCCUAUGAAUGUAACCACUGUGGGAAGUAUUUUUGGCAGCAAUCACAGCUUCUUGUACAUCAGCAAGCUCAUACUGGGGAGAGGAAAAUUUAUGAAUGCAGUCAUUGUGAAAAAGGUUUCAAGUGGAGAUCUCACCUCACUCUACAUCAGAGAACCCACACUGGAGAAAAGCCCUAUGAAUGCAUUGAAUGUGGGAAAGCCUUCAGUGAUGGGUCAUCUCUUAGAAAACAUAAGAGAACACACACUGGUGAAAAACCCUAUCACUGCAACCACUGUGGGAAAUCUUUUCGGCAGCAAUCACAGCUUGUUGUACACCAGCGAACCCAUACUGGAGAGAAACCUUAUGAAUGCAAUCACUGUGGAAAAGGUUUCAAGUGGAGAUCUCACCUCAUUCUACAUCAGAGAACCCACACUGGAGAAAAGCCCUAUGAAUGCAUUGAAUGUGGGAAAGCCUUCAGUGAUGGGUCAUCUCUUAGAAAACAUGAGAGAACACACACUGGUGAAAAACCCUAUCACUGUAACCACUGUGGGAAAUCUUUUCGGCAGCAAUCACAGCUUGUUGUACACCAGCGAACCCAUACUGGAGAGAAACCUUAUGAAUGCAGUCAUUGUGGAAAAGCUUUCAGCCAGAGAUCUAUCCUCACUGUUCAUGAGAGAACACACACUGGAGAAAAGCCCUAUAAGUGUAAAAUUUGUGUUAAAGCCUUCAGCCAGAGAUACCUCCUCAUUGUGCAUCAAAGAACACACACUGGAGAGAAGCCUUAUCAGUGUAACAUGUGCAUUAAAGCCUUUAGUGGUCGGUUAGCUCUUAGAAAGCACGAGAGAACGCACACAGGUGAGAAACCUGUUAAUGAAUGUAAUCAUUGUGAAAAGGCCUUUACUGGGCAGAGUCCCUGUAAUGGGCAUCAGAAAAUUCACACUGGAGAGAAACCAUAUUUUUGUGCUCAUUGUGGAAAGUUCUUCAGCAAUAACUCCUAUUUUUGUCACACAUAAAACUAUUCACACUGGAAAGAAACCCUAUGAAUGUUACUACUGUGGGAAAACUUUUUACACAGCUUGUGUAUCUGUGAAUUCAUCCUGGAGAGAAGAAAUCUUAUGAAUACAGUUAUUGUUGAAAGGUU
Artibeus jamaicensis (Jamaican fruit-eating bat) is the source of this 2892-nucleotide messenger RNA. It is a transcript of the gene ZNF544, whose product is annotated as zinc finger protein 544. Gene Ontology annotation, biological process: regulation of transcription by RNA polymerase II. Gene Ontology annotation, molecular function: DNA-binding transcription factor activity; RNA polymerase II cis-regulatory region sequence-specific DNA binding. NCBI's taxonomy places the organism in Eukaryota, Metazoa, Chordata, Mammalia, Chiroptera, Phyllostomidae. The record is from RefSeq and is a predicted model, not a curated record.